AUGCCUCCAUUAUUUUUCAGGCAGCUAAGCGCGCUGGUGUGGAAGAAUUGGAUAGUUUUGUCAAAGCACCCAUUUUUAAACCUUGUACGGUGCCUUCUGCUGCCGGUAGGAUAUGGUGUUUUCAUGGCUUUGGCUCAGUUGCUCCUGGCGAAGGUUAACAACUAUGGUCUGGGCACCCUGGCACCAGUCCAUAACCUCACCGACGUGUUCGACGGGUCACUCUCGCUCAUCUGGGUUGACAGCACAAAUGGCACUGGAACACCCUCAGCAGUUGACAUCAUGUCGCAUGUCACACGAGGUUUCUCUCCCAAACAGCUAGAUGCCGUGCAGCAGUUGGACUCACCAUCAGAGAUUCCAAAGGCUUGCCCCGAGAAUUUCCGUCUGUAUUCUCAAUGUUUUGGUGCCGUCGUAUUCAAUGCUCUUCCCGGUAUGCCCAAUGGGACAACUGCAACAACUGACCCUGAACAAGCUCCGCCUUUCAACUACACAAUCCGCGCCGACGGGGGGUUGUUUUAUAUCAACGUCGACAAGCAUACCAGUGAUUUCGAGAAGAAACUCUUCCCGUUACAAUGGGCGGUUGAUAGUGCAAUCAUCGAACUUACGACCGGUGUCCAGCCAUUGACUCCCAUGGAGUGGCCGUUUUCACAAAUUACGAACACGCAACAGUCCACUAAUAUUCGUCUAAGUUACAUCAGAGGCAUACGAGAAUUGCUCGUUUUGGCAUUAUUCAUCUGUUAUGUCCCCGUUGCCUACCAUCUCCCAGGCUCCUUCAUGGGAGAGCGCGCUAAUUUGCUGACAAGCCAUCUGAAAGCGAUGGGUUUGCUCGAUUCGGCUCGCAUCAUCUCCUGGUACUUCAGUGUCGUGCUCGCAUACCUCCCUGCGUGGAUUGCCGUCGCAGUAAUCUGGCAUUUUUGCAUAUUCAAGGCGACCAAUCCUGGGCUGGUGAUUGCCAUUCACCUCCUCAUCGGACUCUCUCUCGCUGGCUGGUCUCUGUUCGUCGCCGUGCCAUUCGGGAAGAGCCCACAGCUCGCAGCCGUCGCCUCUACCUUUUCCGCGAUCGGCCUCGCGGUUGUCGCCCUCGUCUUUGCGCGAGUGACUACGAACAGCAUCCUUGGAACUGUCGUCUUCUCGGUCGUGUUCCCACCGGGGUUCUAUGUCUUCGCCAUAUACGCACUCUGCGGUUUUGAGAAUCACAACAUGGCAGCGACCUUGCUGCAUGCGGACCCGGACAACCAGAUACUGCUUUAUCCGCUCAUCAUCGCAGCCAGUGUGAACAUCUUUCUGUGGCCUUGUCUCGCAGUUCUCUUCGAGAGACUGCUCUACGAUGCGCAUGGCUGGUCUUCUCAAAGCAAGCGGUCGUUUGCAUAUGGCAUGCAUCCAGACACAGCUAUUUCCAUCAGGAACCUCGGGAAAGACUUUCACUCAUCCAUCUUCACGUGGAAGAAGGACGUGGUCACUGCAGUAGCAGACCUGAGCCUCGACAUUCCGAGGUAUGGCAUACAUGUGUUGCUGGGGUCAAAUGGUGCGGGCAAGUCGACGACCAUGUCCAUCCUAGCAGGCCUCCUAGGCCGCACCCGCGGCACAGUGCUGUUCGACGGCGGCGUCUCACUGCCGCCCCGCGGAACGAUUGGAAUCGUGCCGCAGAAGAAUGUGCUGUUCCCUGAGCUGACGUGCCUCCAGACCUUGCGUGUCUGGCAGGCCGUUAAAACGCCCAGCGGGUCGGCGUGCCGACAGGACAGCAUCGAGUGGUUGCUGCGCGAUUGCGACCUCGAGAAGAAAAUACAUUAUAACGCGGAUUCACUGAGCGGAGGUCAGAAGAGAAGGCUGCAGUUGGCGAUUGGGCUGAUCGGCGGGUCUCAGACUGUGUUGAUUGACGAAUGCACAUCUGGUGUCGACCCGUUGUCCCGCCGUGCCAUUUGGAAGAUCCUGAAUGCUGUGCGCCAUGACCGAACAAUUGUUUUUACUACACAUUUUCUCGACGAAGCCAACCUCCUUGCGGAUACAAUUGCCAUCCUCAAGGCCCCUGGCAGGCUGGUCGCGCACGGGACGCCGGUGUCGCUCAAGUCUACGCUGGGUGAAGGUUACACCAUGCAGGUGCAGUUUGCCCAGAAUCACUCCACAGCGUCUUUGGACUUCACUAAGUAUCCCGCACUCGACGAUCUUUUGGACCGCAUUCGCCCUCUGGCACCGCUGACGUACACCACCUCGUCCGUACCAAACGAAACCUCCUACCAUCUUAGGUCCAAAGAUGUCAAGGUCGUUCAGCAGGUGCUAGAGUUGGUGGAAGAGGAGAGCAGCGAGUUCGGGAUCAAGUCUUAUUCGGUCCACGGGACGUCCCUUGAGGACAUCUUCCUUGGGCUUAUGUACGAUGAUAUGCGUUCCGAAGACAUGGAAAAGGAAACUUUCUUGGACAGUCGCUCGUCGUCGUUCGUGUUCACGCUCAAGCCGCCUCCAAUUCUUGACCUGACCGACGGCCGGCAAAGAUCGGCAAUCUCGCAAGCCUUCACUGUCUUCCACAAGCGUACAAUCAUUGCACGUCGGAGCUGGUUGACUCCCUUGCUCGCGGUCGCUGUCGCUGCCGCAGGCUCCUGUAUUCCCCUACUGUUUCUUGCCGAUCGCACGGAGACGUGUCUCACUCAAUAUCGCUCGACGUAUCAGGUUCCUCUCUAUUUCCCCCACUCCCCUAUCCCCUACAGCGUAGAAAGUUCAACACUUCCUGGAGAGCAAUUGUUAGUUUCACCUCCAGACAUUCUUUCUGUCGUUGGUCCGUCCACUGCACAGAUCCCGAUGCUCAAUAUCCCAGACAAUGCAACAUUCAUCGACCACAUCAAUCGUAACUAUCUCAAUAUGUCGCUUGGUGGCGUGUCUGCGGACUUACAGAAUGGCUCCGUGACGGUGGCCUGGGAGGCGACGGAGCCCGGCUUCAUGGGCCUCGUCAUGCUGAAUUUGGCGUCCAACCUAUUAUUUAACAAUGCAGCGAAGACCACGGGAGUCAGCUAUGGCGUGCCGGUGCUCAUCGCGCCCCAGUAUGAGAGCCUCCCUGGCCCAAACUUCAAUACAGGGACGUUCAUCGUGCUGAAGUGGGUCGCGUUCUUCGGCGCUUCUAUGGCGGCCUUCCCUGCGUUCUUCUCGUUGUACGUGUCAAACGAGCGCCGUUCAUCCGUUCAGGCUAUGCAAUUCUCAAACGGUUUGUCCAAUCCCGUCGGUCUGUGGCUGGGCCAUCUUCUCUUCGACGCCAUCUUUGCUGUCCUAGCAGUGUCUAUCAUCACCGUCGUCUUCGCUACUGCAUCGAACCAGUUCAAUGGGCUAGGAUUUCUCUGGCUUGUAUUCGUUCUUUAUGGAAUUGCUGCAGUGUUGUUUUCGUACUGCACCUCACUCCUUGUAGCUUCGCCCUUGGCUGCAUUCGCUCUCUCAGCUGGUUAUCAAGUCGUCGCUUUUCUGUUGUACUUUGCUGCGAACCUCUUAUCCCUAACUUAUGCACCAACAUCACGAGGCAGCGAAGAUCUGACAAUCGUUCAUUUUACUAUGUCUGUUUUGGCACCAAUCACAAGCCUCCUUCGGGCGUCCUUCGUUUCUGUGAAUCUCUUCUCUCUUCUGUGCAACGGAAAUACCCCGGUCACUACAUCCUCUAUGGGCGAUAUUUUGCAUUACGGCGGGCCAAUCCUGUACCUCAUCAUCUACACCUUCGUUCUCUUCGCCAUACUGGUCUUCGUCGACUCUGGGUCGCUAGUCAAGCGCAAGGACAAGAGAAAUCGGUCAAUGCCAGAAGGCCUUCUCGACGACAACGAUGUGCAAGAAGAGGCGAAUUUUGUCGCCUCGUCUGCGGACCCGCUGCGGGUGUUAAACGUCUCGAAGACGUACGGCACGAGCAAAGUCGUUGAUGAUGUCAGUAUGGGUGUGCCGAAGGACACGAUUUUUGCUCUGCUUGGUCCGAACGGCGCCGGCAAGACUACGACGUUCAACAUGAUCCGCGGUGACUUGACUGUGGAAGAGCAUCUGCAGCACUAUGGGCGUCUCAAGGGGCUGUACCGAGGCGACGAGCUGAGGUGGAACGUCGACUGCCUCCUUCAGGCGACAUCCUUGCAUAUGUAUGCCGACCGGCUAGCAAGCAAACUUUCUGGUGGGAACCAGCGGAAGCUGGCGCUGGCGAUCGCCCUCAUCGGUAACCCAUCGGUUGUCCUCAUCGACGAGUUCUCAACAGGAGUCGACGCGAAGAUGAAGCGGGACAUGUGGGCGACCUUGAGGAAGGUGGCGGUUGGCAAGGCUAUCGUGAUUACGACUCACUCUAUGGAGGAGGCGUCAGCGUUGGCCACGAAGGUCGGUAUAUUGGCGAAGAAGAUGCUUGCCAUCGGAACCACCGAAUCGCUGGCCGCUCGGUAUGCCACAUACGAAGUGCAUUUUUCAUGUCGGACACGUGAAGAGAUUAUGCUCGCGCAAGAACUCAUGGCGCAAAUACCUGGCGCGCGCAUGGCGGACGACGUCGCGACGCGCUUCGAGAUUCCGAUCGGGAACGACAUGUCGCUGGCCGAGCUGUUUGCUGUGCUCUCGUCUCAGAGCACGUUUUCUGAGUACACUGUGGAGAGGGCGACGCUGGAGAGCGUAUUCUUGAAGGUCAUUCGUGAGAAUGCCGUGCGGGAAGAGGACGGGGAGAGUAAAAGACUAUGGUGGACAGCCUAA
Molecule: messenger RNA, 4677 nt
Organism: Sparassis crispa
Lineage: Eukaryota; Fungi; Basidiomycota; Agaricomycetes; Polyporales; Sparassidaceae
Exons: 22
Coding region: 1-4677 (1558 amino acids)
Biological process (GO): lipid transport; transmembrane transport
Cellular component (GO): membrane; intracellular membrane-bounded organelle
Molecular function (GO): ABC-type transporter activity; ATP binding; lipid carrier activity
Source: RefSeq, a predicted model, not a curated record